AUGCUGAUUACAUGUUGGUAUUUAUACCUCGCAGCUCGGAGCCUCGCCAAACAAUCACUGAACAUGGCCUCAAUUCUGCAGAAGCUGAUCACCCCGCUGUUCAGCGGUCCUCCUGAGCCCCCCAGGAAUAAAGUGACAGUGGUGGGAGUGGGCCAGGUCGGGAUGGCCUGUGCCAUCAGCAUCCUGCUCAGGGAGCUGGCUGAUGAAUUGGCCCUGGUGGACGUGAUGGAGGACAAGCUUAAAGGAGAGAUGAUGGACCUGCAGCACGGAAGCCUCUUCCUCAAAACCCCCAAAAUAGUCGCAGACAAAGACUACUCUGUGACAGCGAACUCCCGCAUCGUGGUGGUGACGGCUGGAGUCCGUCAGCAGGAAGGAGAGAGCAGGCUGAACCUCGUCCAGAGAAACGUCAACAUCUUCAAACACAUUGUCCCUCUGAUCGUCAGAUACAGUCCUGACUGCACCAUCAUUGUGGUUUCCAACCCAGUUGAUGUGCUGACUUAUGUUACCUGGAAACUGAGCGGCCUUCCCAAGCACCGCGUCAUCGGCAGCGGCACCAACUUGGACUCAGCGCGCUUUCGCUUCCUGAUGGCUGACAAACUGGGAAUCCACCCCAGCAGCUUCAACGGCUGGAUACUGGGAGAGCAUGGAGACACCAGUGUGCCUGUGUGGAGCGGAACUAACGUGGCAGGAGUCAACCUGCAGACGUUGAACCCGGACAUCGGCACUGACAGCGACGAGGAGAACUGGAUGGAAACACACAAGAUGGUGGUGGACAGUGCCUACGAGGUGAUCAAACUGAAGGGUUACACCAACUGGGCCAUCGGUCUGAGUGUAGCUGACCUGACAGAGACCCUCAUCAGGAACAUGAACAGGAUUCAUCCCGUUUCCACCAUGGUGAAGGGCAUGUAUGGGAUCGGUGACGAGGUGUAUCUGAGUCUGCCCUGCGUGCUGAACAGCGGCGGUGUGGCCAGCGUGGUCAACAUGACCCUGACCGACGACGAGGUCGCCCAGCUGCAGGCCAGUGCCAACACGCUGUGGGACAUCCAGAAGGACCUGCAGGACGUCUAA
Molecule: messenger RNA, 1068 nt
Organism: Anoplopoma fimbria (sablefish)
Lineage: Eukaryota; Metazoa; Chordata; Actinopteri; Perciformes; Anoplopomatidae
Product: L-lactate dehydrogenase C chain
Exons: 8
Coding region: 1-1068 (355 amino acids)
Biological process (GO): carboxylic acid metabolic process
Cellular component (GO): cytoplasm
Molecular function (GO): L-lactate dehydrogenase (NAD+) activity
Source: RefSeq, a predicted model, not a curated record